AUGGGAUGGACAAAUUUGGUCCCAAUCUUCCACGACAACAUUACCCACAUCCUCCAACCAGAGAUCCCAGAUACCACUAUUCCUUUCAUCGAUGAUGUCCUAAUUUGGGGCCCACCGACCCAAUACAAACUUCCAAACAGCGGCUUCGAAAAGCACCCCGAAAACCCACACUUUCAAGGCCUCAAUCAAGUGGUUCACCCAGACCAGAUAGCGGCCCAGGAUGACCUCCGGUCAGCGCUUCUCAAAUCGCCAGCCCUUUGGCCAAUCGACUAUGGGUCGGCAGCCAAUGUCAUCCUCGCCAUCGAUACCUCACAAAUCACGAUCAACAACAUGUUCCCCACCUCCGACUCAACCUCGACAACUGCCAUCUUUACCUCCUCACUCAUAGGCGAUCUCCCGACCAAGGCCAACUCCAAUGACGAAGGCCCGACCAUCGACUAUUUGGAUAUCCCAAAAUUGCAGAAAGCUUUGGAAGCUGAGGAAUGCCUAUGGUUGAUUGUUGCAGCCCCCUCUAGUCGGAUCACAAUCCCCACUGCCGCCCACAACGACGUUGCUCACAAGGGAUUCUAUGCCACGACCGCCUUGGUUGCCAAAUGCUUCUGGUGGCCGCACAUGAGGCAAGAUAUUUCCUGGUUUGUUCGGACCUAUCACCUUUGCCAGAUUCACCAGACUCACAAUAUCCUCAUUCCCCCGACCGUCACCACGCCUGCACCACUCUUUGCAAAGAUGUAUAUGGACACCAUGCACAUGCCAACCGCUGGUGGUUUCAAGUAUUUCAUUCAAGGGACAUUGGUAGAGAUCGUCUCUAACAAUGGACCAGCGUUUGUCAAGGCGCUCAACCAGUUAGCAAAAAAGUACCACAUUCAGCACAUCCGUAUUUCGGGCUACAAUUCUCGCACCAACAGCAUUGCCAAACGACCUCACUUUGACAUUCGGCAGGCUCUGUUCAAAGCCAUUGAUGGAGAUCAGGCCAAGUGGAAUCGUGCAGCUUAUUUCAUAUUUUGGGCUGAUUGCAUUACUAUUCAGCGCCGAAUGGGUUGCUUGCCAUACUUCACAGCAACCAGAACCCAUCCCCUUCUCCCCCUUGACAUUGCCAAAGCCACCUACCUCCUGCCACCGCCGACCACAAUUCUCAGCACCACUGACCUCAUCGCCUAA
Heterobasidion irregulare TC 32-1 is the source of this 1158-nucleotide messenger RNA. RefSeq lists its product as uncharacterized. Gene Ontology annotation, molecular function: nucleic acid binding. NCBI's taxonomy places the organism in Eukaryota, Fungi, Basidiomycota, Agaricomycetes, Russulales, Bondarzewiaceae. The transcript is spliced from 5 exons. The coding region runs from base 1 to 1158 and encodes 385 amino acids. The record is from RefSeq and is a predicted model, not a curated record.